This is a messenger RNA of Polyodon spathula (Mississippi paddlefish), 14004 nucleotides long. Its product is annotated as striated muscle preferentially expressed protein kinase-like. Lineage: Eukaryota; Metazoa; Chordata; Actinopteri; Acipenseriformes; Polyodontidae. The coding region runs from base 424 to 11277 and encodes 3617 amino acids. Gene Ontology annotation, molecular function: protein kinase activity; ATP binding; protein binding. Gene Ontology annotation, biological process: protein phosphorylation. The record is from RefSeq and is a predicted model, not a curated record. The transcript is spliced from 43 exons.
UGGUAUGCAGAUCGAUUUGAUUGGCAGAAGUAAAAUCUGGAACAAAUGCUAAUUUCACAGAAAGAAAAAUCUGGCAACGGGUUAGAAAAAAAACCAAAAAAAAACCCAAACGUUUGGAAUACCAGAACAUUCUUUUGAUUUUAUGUUUAAGUAGAAAAGAGAAAGAAACAACAUAAAAUAUUUGGUAUGCUGCUGAAUUUGUCGUUGAUUUACAAAGAAACAUCAAAAUUUAGGAAAAACUAAAAAAUCCAAAUAUGGAACAAAAUUUCAAGAGUUAGAAAAAACAGAAGCAGAUCUUUCUGAAGGAGAAAGAUUAAUUUACUAUAACAGAUACCAGUUAAUCUUUGUUAAGGAAUUGAAGACUUGCAUUAAAAACACACACACACACACACACACACACACACACACACACACACACCAGCCAUGCGCAAAGCACAAGUUAAAAUGUCCAUUAAGAAGCCUGGGGAAGAGGCAGCAUACGAUAGGAUAGGUGCGGCACCCCCUAGUCCUAAAAUUCCAUCAAAACGUGCCAAAGUGCUUGUGGAUCCGGCAUUGCAAGAGCUGUGGGGCUCCGGAGAGUAUCCUUACAAAACUGCACCACUGUUUAUCAGAAAAAUGAAGAAUGCUGCUGUGGGAACUGGGUGCGAUAUCCGACUGAAGGUAGCCGUAUCAGGAGAGCCACAGCCGGCCCUCCACUGGUACCACAAUAAAAGACAACUGGCCAUGGAUAACCAGGAAUACGGAGGGCUGUGGAUCAGGGACUGCAAGCUCAGUGACGCCGGGCUCUACACCUGCAUAGCGACCAAUCCAUUAGGAGAGGCCCGGACCAGCGGUGUACUAGCAGUAAUGGACCUGGGGGAUGAAAACAGGACACUCCACUCGAACCUUUGGAAGGUUUACCCAUGCGAAGUUUUCCGCUCCUGCAGGAAGCACAGUUAUGACUCAGAGACCACAGAAGACGAGACAGCUGAGCAUCAGAUACGCAUGGCAACAAAAGAAGGACCCCGUGCUCCUCAGGACCAGGCUGUUCACAGAGAGCCUACAGGCAAUUCGGACUGGAUAAAGGAUGCCACCCCUGAAACAACGGCCACUUCAGGUUGGACUGGGUCGAGGGCGGGUAGCUGGGCAGGAAGCCAGAACACUGUGGUGGAGAAGGAUCUGUCUGGCAUGGGUUCGGGAGUCACUGUUUCCACGCAGAAGGAUGCUUUCUCCAAGCCUUCCAGGAGCCUUUGUGGAGACGUUUUGAGGGAAGACUAUGGCUGCCAAGCCACUGAGCUGGAGCAGAAAUGGGACCUUGGGUCCCUAAGAUACCCCUCUUCCCAAUCCCAAGUUCUUCCACUUCCCUCUCCCAAAAUUGGCAAAUUAUCUAGCUCCAAUCCCAUACCCAGCCGCUCUGGGUCAGCCCCAGCCACCCCCUUGACCCCCCGCAAGAAAAUCGUGACCCCUGUUGAGUACCUGGAUAUAGUGCCUUCAGAAUUUGAGGACAAGAUCAAGCAGCCUAAAUCCUCCGCACUGUCCCAAACCGGCACCCAGGAUUCCCGUCCACAGACACCACUGAGCGAAUACUCCCGGAAGGACUUAACACUCCGGCCCUCCCCCAAGCUGGCCCGGGCGAGCUCUAAGAUCUUUGAGAAGGUGCGCUACUUUGAGGAAAGGCGGCGCAGUAUUGACCAGCAUGAGGGUUCCAUCUCGGGAUGCUCUUGGGCCGGGUUCCACCGGACGCGCUCCUUUGAUCAGUCAGACGAUGAGAAGAGCAGGACGGAAAUCUCCCGAGAGAGCUCCAGGGAAGAUCUGAGGGAGGCACUCAGGGCUGAAGCAGCUCAGCGGAGGUCAAUAUUUAAGAAGAAGGCUUCUUCUUUUGAUGAAAAACCUUGCUACAGUCACAAGAUCCAAGACAUUGAGAACAAGUUCACCGAAGAGCUCCAGCGCAUCAAGAAAGUGGUAGGCAAGCCCAAUUUAAGCAAAUCCUUCUCCACAGAGCAGAUCUCACAUAGGAGCGGGAGAUCACCUAUAAAAAAGUUGGAGCCAAUUCCACCUGAGGUUCUUCAGAAGCUGCAAGACAGAGAGAGGAUCCAGCAGCAGCAGCAACAGCAACUACAGAAACAGGAACAACUACAACAACAACAGCUUCAACAGCAGCAGCAACAGCUGAGCUCUAUGAAACCUUUAGUGAGGGGCCUAGCAACAGUCAACCAAUCGCAAGAAGGGGAUAUGUUCGAAAAAAAGUCACAUUCUGAUUUAACCAAUCGUCCCUCUGUGACUAGAGAGCCAAGUGGAAUCACUCCCCGCAAAGAGUUACCCAAGGGAUUGGUCCCAGUGAAAGCAGUGCAGAAGAAGAGGGAAGAGCGAACAGUACCACAGCACCUUCGAGUGGAAGUAGAGGAGACCAAGACAACACAGCUUCCAGUACAGCGGAUUGUGCAAAAACCUUCUAGUCCAUUGGUUCAGAAAGAAGCCGUACGGCUCCCGCAGGUGCCCACACAAGCUCCUGCAAUGGUUUCCAAACCUACACAAGCCCCCAAAGAAGCUGCCCAGAUUCAAGAACUACCAACACAAGCUCCUCCAAUGGUUUCCAGGUUAACACAAUUCCCCUCCCCCGGCCCCUUGCCAGAGAAAAUGAAGGAGAAGAUGGAAGUUGAGGAGAGCCUUUCACAGCCAGCUCCAAGGCCAGCCAUGCUACCCCGGAUUGUGGUAGAGGCGGAGGCAGGUGGUGGAAGCGUUGGUCUGGAGGCUGACACGAAGAAGAAAUCCAGUGUGGCGAAGGAAGGAAAGACCCAGAAGAGAAGAGGGAAGGGUUGUAAAACUCGUCCAAUAUCUCCAGAUAUGGAGUUAGAGUCCUCGGAUGAUUCGUACAUGUCAGCAGGAGAAGAUCCAUUGGAGUCCCCUGUGUUUGAGGUUCCUCUACAGGACAUAGUUGCACAGGCUGGCACAGAGGCGCUGCUCAAAUGUGUCAUCACUGGCAAUCCACUCCCAGAAGCAACUUGGAAACAUGGCAACAUCCCUGUAAGGAGCAGUCCUACCCAUCUGGUUAAAGUGGAAGGAGAGAGGCACACCCUGCUGAUAAAGUGGGUGAAAGCUGGCGAUGCCGGACAGUACUGUGUUAGCGCUGUCAACGAAGUGGGCAAGGCUUCCUGUAGCGCCACUUUGACAGUUAAAUCAGAUCCUUCCCAGGAGCAGCGGACCACCCUGAGUGUCCCCCUGGACUUCAGUAGCCCCAUCACUUCUGACGAGGAGUACCUCAGCCCGCUGGAGGAAGCUGAGUUUAGAGUUCCAUCGUUCCGGGAGCCCGACACCAUGAGGAUUCCAGACGCCUCAGAACCUAAGAGUAUCAUUGAAACACGCUUCAAAGAGCCACCCUCUUUUGAGGUAUCCCUGAGUGAUCAAGCAGUGAUAGAAGGUCAGGAUGUCAGCCUGUCAGUUCGAAUUCAAGGAGAACCCAAACCCAUGAUUUACUGGCUUAAGAACAGACAGACAAUAAAGACUGACAGUCGUCACUGUGUGACUGAAUCAGAGGGCGGCUCCUUUGAGCUGAAAAUCACUGCAGCCGAAAAGUCGGAUGCUGGAGUUUAUACCUGCAAAGCAAUUAACGAACAUGGAAUGAAGCAAUGUGAGGGAAAAUUGGAGCUCAAAGCCCCUCCCAUGGAGCCAAGCCUGGUGAUAUUGAGGCAGAUGCGAGAUGUGACGGUGAAGGCAGGUGAGAUGGCGGUCUUUGAGUGCUUUAUCUCUGGGCCCCUGGAUGUCGACGUAGACUGGCUUUCCAAUGACAAACUGGUUCAGCCAGCCCUGCUCAACUGCAAGAUGCAUUUCGACGGCAGGAGAUGCAAACUGCUUCUGAACUCGGUGCAUGAAGAUGACAGCGGCACGUACACCUGCAAACUGAGCACUGCCAAAGAGGAGUUGACCUCCAGCGCCAAUCUCAAAGUCAUUCCCUCAAUCGAGCCUCUCUUCACCAGGAAGUUGGAUGUCCUGGAGGUGAUCGAGGGUCGCACAGCUCGAUUCGGCUGCAAAGUCAGCGGGACACCUCCUCCACAGGUCACCUGGAGUCACUUCGAUCAAGUGGUUGAAGAAAGUGAGAAUAUCCAUAUCCUGAAGGACAAGGGGCUCCACUAUUUAAUUAUCUCCCAUGUCAGCAAUGAGAAUGAAGGCUUCUACACCGUUAUAGCCAAGAACAGCCAUGGAGAGACUGAGUGCUCAGCUGAGCUAUAUGUGCAGGAGCCUCGCCCAGCUAUCUCCUUACAAAUUGCAAAGCUGGAGAAGAUGCCUUCGAUCCCUGAGGAGCCGGAGGUUCCCGAGAGCGAGGUGGAGCGGUUCACCAUGCCGGACUUUGUUAAACCACUCCACGACAUGGACGUGGUUGAGGGCAAGGAGGCUGUUCUCAAGUGCAAGGUGGCGGGCCUGCCCUACCCCACCAUCACCUGGUUCCACAACGGCCAGAAGAUUGACAGCGCUGAUGACAGGAAGAUGACUCAGUAUAGAGACAUUCAUAGCUUGGUUAUCCGCUCAGUCACACAUGCUCACAGAGGCGUCUAUAAAAGUGUCAUUUCAAACAAGGUCGGGAAGGCCACAUGCUAUGCUCAUUUGUACGUGACAGAUGUCCUGCCAGACCCCCCAGAUGGGCCACCUGUAGUGGAAGCAAUAACAGGCAAAACUGUCACCCUGCGGUGGAAGAAACCAAAGAAACUGGAUGCCAGCAUAGAUGCCAGCUCACUGACGUACACCAUCCAACAGCAAGCGGUAGGGACGAACCAGUGGAGCACAAUAGUCUCCAACUUGAAGAAAACUUCAUACACAGUUCACAGUCUCUCCAAGGGGGUUCUUUAUGCCUUCAGGGUGCUGUCAUCUACCCCCAAGGCCCACAGCAAACCUUCUCCAGCUACAGAACUAGUACAGCUGGUCGAUAGAGGCCCCUACCUGGAGGAGGCACCAGUUAUCCUAGACAAACCGGACGUGGUUUAUCUAAUAGAGAACCAGCCAGUCUGCAUUACCAUCAGCCUGAAUCAUGUGCUCGCAGGGAUUACAUGGAGGAGGAAUGACAGUAUCUUGGUAAACACGCCAGGUCUGUUUGAGAUGAGCAUGCCUGAUGAUGACCAGCACUCAUUGAGGAUAAUGCGGAUUAGGAGCAGUGAUGUGGGAGAGCUCACCUGCACUGCCAGUAACCACUACGGCAGCGAUAGCUGUGCAUUUUCACUUGAAAUUGCAGCGGCCCCUACUUUUGAAUCCAUCAUGGAGGAUAUAGAUGUGAACACAGGAGAGACGUCUCGUUUUGCUGUGGUGGUUAAUGGGAAACCCGUUCCAGACAUCAUGUGGUACAAGAAUGACAUCCUCCUGUCUGAGAGCAGCCACUUCACCUUUGUGUAUGAUGACAAUGAAUGCUCCCUGGUGAUUCUCAGCCCUCUGGAGGAAGACUCGGGAGUGUACACCUGCACUGCCAAGAACCUGGUGGGGUCUGUGUCCUGCAAGGCAGAGCUCACUGUACACCAGAUUAAAAUGGAAAAAGAGGAGCCGAUGGAAGAUGAAGAGACUAUGCUUCGAAAGAUGCGCAGACUGACUGAUUACUAUGAUGUGCACAAGGAGAUUGGAAGGGGUGCCUUCUCAUACGUGAAGCGUGUGACUGAGAAAAGCGGGAAGAUAGAGUAUGCAGCGAAGUUCAUCUCGCGGCGAGCGAAGAGCAAGGCCUCAGCCCUCAGGGAGCUGAACAUCGUGUCCCAGCUGGACCACGAGAGGAUCUUGUAUUUCCACGAUGCCUUCGAGAAGAAGAAUGGAGUGAUCAUCAUCACUGAGCUCUGUCAGGAGGAACUUCUGGAGAGAGCCACCAAGAAAUCUUCAGUAUUGGAGUCUGAGAUCCGAUCAUACAUGAGACAGCUCUUUGAGGGAAUCAGCUAUCUACACCUGAAUAAUAUUAUUCACCUGGAUAUUAAGCCUGAAAACAUCCUGAUGGCAGACUCCAGCAAUGAGCAGAUCCGACUGUGUGAUUUUGGGAAUUCAGCUGAGCUUACUCCUGAUGAGGCACAGUACUGCAAAUACGGAACUCCGGAAUUCAUUGCCCCGGAGAUUGUAAACCAAACCCCAAUCUCCAAGGCUACUGACAUCUGGCCUGUUGGAGUUAUAACAUACCUAUGCCUCACUGGGGUUUCUCCGUUUGUGGGGGAAAAUGACAGGACCACUGUGUUGAAUAUCAGGAACUACAAUGUGGCGUUCGAGGAGAAGAUGUUUGCUGAUCUCAGCCGUGAAGCCAGGGGAUUUGUCAUUAAGGUCCUGGUUGCUGACAGACUGAGACCAGAUGCGAAUGAAUGUCUUCGUCACCCUUGGUUUAAGACUUUGGCAAAGGGCAAGAAUAUCAGCACAGAACCCCUGAAACUGUUCCUGUCUCGCAGAAAGUGGCAGCGCUCGCUUAUUAACUACAAAUCCAAGAUGGUGAUGAGGUCCAUUCCUGAGCUCUUGGAUGAUUCUUCCAUCCACCUCUCCAUCGCUGUCCCCAGGCACCUUAAGGAAGGUUCCCCUCCGCCCUCGUCGUCUUCAGACUCUGAAGACAUUGAUGAGCUUCCAUUUAUCCCCAUGCCUCUGACCAUGGAGUUUUCGGGCUCCAGAAUGUCUCUCAAUGAGAUUCCAACUGAUGAUGAGAUGAUGGGAAGGCCCAAUGGAACUCUGGAAGGGGUGGGGCUUGAAGCAGAGGGGGCAGUACCUAUGGAAUGUGAACCAACCCCCUCUGGGAAAGAGAGUGGCGAAUUGACAGGGAGAGGCAGGUCCAGAAAGAGGUCAACACAAGAAGAUGACAACCUAUCUUCAGAUGAAGAAAGCACUGAGGCACGAAAGAGGCCAGAGAAGCCAAAGAGAGCCCUCCACAAGGGUUCAAGUGUGGAGUCAGAUAAAGCAGGUGGAGGCUCGAAGAGAGGGGAAUUUAGGAGAGGGAGCUCUGCUGACAGUGCCCUGCUACUCCAUAUUACCCAAGAAGAGGGGGCUGCAGAGGGUCAAAUGGAGGAGCCAAAGAAUGGCCUAAAAAAAGCUGUCUCGAUGGAGCUCCCUAGGAGGAGUCCAAGCCCAGGAGCUCUAGAUGAACGUCGUAAAUUGAGCCAGGAAGAUUAUGCCCUGAAACUACAACUGAUGAGACAGAGACUACUGAGGGGAGGAUCUGUGGACAGCAAAAUGAGUGGCCUACGAGGACCACUACUGGAGACCCUUGGCAUUGCAGGGGAGGAUCCCAAAAAACGCACUGCUUCUCUGGAGCGCUAUACCCGCCCACCCCGAUUAGGCCCAAACCCUCCUCUUGCUAGGGCAGCUUCUAGUGACACCCCCAAAGAAGAGUGUUCAAACACCAAGGUACUAAUCAAGUGUGCCUCCUUUAGCCAGGGAGACAGUGAACCUAUCCCUCUCCACCGGCGCUCUGGUGCUCCCUUAGAGAUCCCAUUGGCUCAAAUAGAGGGACGCAGGCUACAGGAGUGCAAAUCGAUGUCAGCACUCACUGAACAGACAAAGCUGGAGUCUCGGCCAGCCACCCCCAGGGAAAUCUCUUCAAAACCUCCUACCCCAGAUUUUGAAAAACAGGAGGUACAGAGGGGAACAGAGAAGGUAAGCAAUUUGAAGAAAGCAGAUGGGUCCUUUGAAGAUAAAGCAAACGCAACAGAGAAUAUAAGCAAGCCUGAGGAGGUGAAAGUAGUAUUGGAAAAACCAGUGAGUGUGUCAGCAGAGGAGAAGGUUGGCAAGGCUGAGAAAGUGGCAGGUUACACAGAUGAGGCAAAAGGUAUGUCAGAGAAAGUCACUGUGGUUACAGAACCUGAAAAGGUGCCUGAAAGGAAACCUGUACUUAAAUUGGAAGCCACCAACAUAGUGGAAGAGAAAAAAGAACAAGAAGCUGUUGUUUCAGUUAAAGCAGAGCCAAAAAAAGUGAAAUCGCUGACAGUAAAGAAACCACCAGAGAUAAUAAUCAUAAACUCUGACACGGUGACACCUUUAUCCGUGCCAGCAAAAGCUCCACAAUAUGACGUCUCUGCACGAGCAUCACCCUCACCAACCACUCAUGUUUCAUUUUCACUGCCUGGCCCCCGGUCCUCUGCCUAUUCUGAAACCAUGCAAACCAUUUUAGCUCCAACUCAAGAGGCCCACAAUGCCAAGCCUGAGUCCAGAGCAAUUGCUCACCCUGCUGUUUUUGCCCGAGUAGCAUCUACUGACAAAGAACCCAGUCCACCUAAAAGUUUACGACAGCCAACCCCAGAUAAAAAAACACCCCCUAUCAUCGAGGACAUCGCAUCUGAAGAAGUCUUUGAGGCGAAGUUCAAAAAGCGGGAGUCCUCCCUUACUCGUGGGCUCAAGCUCCUCACCAGGUCCAAGUCUGAAGAGAAGUCUCUUGUUCUUCCUCCCACAUCAGGGGAGGAAAUCUAUCGCCCAGGACCCGUAGGUGCUCCAUUGGAAAUGUUCAAGCCUGAGGAACCCAAGAAGAUGGAAGAGAGGGCCAGAUCGGUGCAGGACCUAAGGGAAGCAGGGAAGGAUACUAGCUUCAUGAGGAGGCUCUCUCUCCGUUUGAAGAGGACCCCCUCAGCAGAAAGGAAGGAAGUGAAUCCUCAAGAAGAAAGUCCAGCUCCGAGGAGAAGGCUUUCAUGGACGCUAGGUCGUAGCAGCACCAAGGAGAAGGAAAAGGAGGUGGAGAUGGUGAGGAUGGAACCUGGGGCUCUGAAACAAGAGCCAGAGAUCAGAGAAGCCAAGAAGCCAAAUGAGUCUCCUGUUCUGGCAAUGCGCAAGAAGAUUGAGUCCACGGUGGCUGGGAUUUCCAUGAGGAUCCGCAGUCACUCUGAGGAGAGGAAGGCAGAGGCUAAGGAGGCAAAGUUGGAGAAGAGGACACCCUUGAUUUCUUUGCUCCAUAGGUCCAGCUCUGAGGGAACCAAUCUCAAAAGGAUGGGGGUCCCACAAAACCAGCUUGCUAGCCAAAUUUCUUCUGCCCCCUCCUCAGAGUCCCUGCAGUCGGAAUCCAGUGUCCAGUCUGAGACGGCCAUCAAAACCUCGUCCGAGAGUGAGCGCAGAUCCAGGUGGGACCGAUGGGGUCUAUCCAGAGGCAAGAGGGAUAAGGGUGUGUCCCAACCCAACAUCCCUUCUGCCAUAACCAAAGAGAACGGCAUCUUGGAAAGAAGGCAGUAUUCUCGCCUUACAUCAGACUUCCCUCCUGUGUUCCACAUCAAGCUGCAUGACCAUGUGUUGCUGGAGGGAGAUCCUGUCACACUGUGCUGUCUACCGGCUGGCAGCCCUAACCCUAACAUCGUAUGGAUGAAAGACAAGAAGCAGGUGGAGAUUGACUCGAGGAUAAACAUUGUCUCGUGUGCCGAUGGACGGCAGCUCCUCAUGAUCCUGAAGGCAUACAAAAAGGACGCUGGGCUAUAUGAGUGCGUGGCUACCAAUCCACUGGCAUCUGCCACCAGCUCUUGCACUCUCUCCCUGGCUAAAGUCCCAGGUCGCCCAGGAACACCUGAGAUACCCCAGAGGUACAAGAACACAGCCCUGGUGUUGUGGAAGCCAUCCGAUACCCAGGCACCAUGUACCUAUUCGCUGGAGAGGAAAACAGAGGGCGACCCCAACUGGCUCAUAGUGGCUACAGGAGUGACAGACUGUUACUACAAUGUCACAGAUUUACCGAUGGACGGCACCUAUAAGUUCCGAGUGGCAUGCGUCAACAAGGCAGGACAGGGAUCCUACAGCAACUCUUCAGAGAGUGUGACCCUCGAAUCGCCAGAAACCUCCAAAGCUCUUCCUCCUGCUGCUCCUAAAGCCAUCCUCUCCACCUCUCCUCCAGUUGUGACUACAUCUGUAACAAUACCACCAUUUCAAGCCCCUUCUUCCAAAACACUCACAAAUUCCACAUCGCUAUCCAAACCAGCAGUUGUCCAAAUCACCCCCUCUACCACCCCAACACCCAUCCCUACCAAGACCACCCUCACCACCACUGCCACUACAUCAUCUUAUGUCGCACGUCCCUCUCGGUCAUCCACAGAAAAUGAAACCCUACCCACAACCCAAGCUCCCCGACCUGCUAUCUUUCCCAAACCACCCACGCCAGUCAACCUGGUCACUUCCAUCUCUCCAUUCCCUCCCAUCUCCCCAUCUCCAUUGGUCCCCUCUACCCUUGUCACUGGCAAACCAAUCUCUUCCGUGCCCAUGUAUGCGCCAAAGACCCAGACUCGAGUAACCCCUUCACCGUUGUCGUUUCUCACCCCAUCUGUGGAGCUGGUGACAAGCCUGAGCCCGGUGGGAGAGGGGGUCUCCUCUCCGACACGUUUGACCCCCACAGGAAGAGUGACGCCAUCUACCAAAUUGCUGGAGAGUGGCACUACCGCAUUACGCCAAGGCGUGCCACAAAAACCCUACACCUUUAUGGAUGAGAGAGCCAGGGGGAGGUUCGGCGUGAUCAGAGAGUGCAAAGAGAACGCCACUGGCAAGCAGUUUGUGGCUAAAAUCAUCCCCUACGAGCCAGAGAGCAAGCAGGCCGUGCUACAGGAGUACGAGAUCCUCAAGUCCCUCCACCACGACAAGGUCAUGGCUCUGCACGAGGCCUACGUCACCCCACGAUACCUGGUCCUCAUCUCAGAGUCCUGCACCGGCAAGGAGCUGCUCUACAGUCUCAUAGACAGAUUCCGAUACUCUGAGGAUGACGUGGUGGGUUACAUCGUGCAGAUCCUGCAGGGUUUGGAAUACCUCCACGGCCGACGCAUCCUGCACCUGGAUAUUAAGCCAGACAACAUCAUUGUCACCUACAUGAACGUGGUGAAGAUCAUUGACUUUGGCAGCUCCCAGACCUUCAACCCCCUGUUCCUGAAGCAGCUGGGCUGCCGCACUGGGACCCUUGAGUACAUGUCUCCUGAAAUGGUAAAAGGGGAUGUGAUUGGCCCACCAGCGGAUAUCUGGGGUCUAGGUGUCCUGACGUUUGUCAUGCUGAGUGGGAGGUCUCCAUUUAGUGAAGCGGAUCCUGUGGAGAUGGAGAACAAAAUCCAAGCAGGGAAGUUUGACCUCACCAAGCUGUACCCUAACGUGUCCCAAGGUGCCUCUCAGUUUCUCAAGAAGAUCCUAUGUACCUACCCCUGGACCCGUCCGACCAUCAAAGACUGCUUCGCCAACUCCUGGUUGCAAGAUGCCUACCUGAUGAAACUGCGCCGGCAGACCCUCACCUUCACCACCACAAGACUCAAGGAGUUCCUGGUGGAGCACCAGCGCAGGAGAUCAGAGGUGGCCACCAAGCACAAAGUCCUCCUGCGUUCAUAUCAUAGUGUCCCACAGCCCGCUGCGCCCGUGACCCAGUGACAACAUCCAUGCCACGCAGGCACUAUGGGGUUCUCCAAGAGGAAUGAACGGGACUCUCCAUCUCGAUUGGCCAGGACUCUCUGACCGACGCAACCAGCCUGUCCCCUCAGGCUGGAACAGAAGUGUGUGUGUGUGUGUUUGUGUGUCCAUCUUUGGCCGAGCGAAACCAGCCACAUCGUCAGAAAACAAGCAAGAAAAGAAAAAUGGAAUUCAAACUGUACACCUCAUGAACUGUUGGGAAGGGAGUGUGCAGUGGUUAGGUGUGGGUUAUAGAUUCAUCCCUAUCUAAACCCCGUUUCAAUUUAUUUCCUGCAUUUUUCAUUGGAGUUAUAACUUCGAGUUAGCUGUACUGAUUGGUUGCCUUGUAAUAAAGGCGGUGUGAUCGAAAGCUAGGCCCCUUUAUGUACUUUUUCUUUUCUACCUUUUGAAGAGCAGAAGGCAUUUUAACACCAUGUGCUAAACCACAAACUGUGAAUUUAUAUAUUAGUAGCUUUCCAUGAGUCUGAAAUUGGGAUUCCCAAUGUAAAGAGGAGAACUAACGGAUCUGUUACUGCUUGUUUUCAUUUUAUUAGUGACAUUGCUGUUUAUUGUGUUACUAAUAGUUCAUUUGUUUUCAAGCAGUAGUAAUACAAAUUAUCGCUUGUAGUAGCUGAACUUAAAGGUGAUCACACCUUACAAUAAGUAAGUGGCAAUUCAUUUAAAUACGAGUUGGCAGUUUGUAAUGUUCAUAAGUGAAAGGCACCAUAAAUCAGUAAUUACUUUAUUGGGAUUCAAAAGGAAUUAAUAUUUUACUUUAUAUGUAAUAACAUUUGAAUUCCUGCCACUUAUUGUAAAGUGUAAUUUAGGAACGUGAAUUUAGCUCUACUAAAUCAAUGGAAACUGCCAAUAUAUUUAUUUUCAGCUCUAUUGGUUAUUUGUUAAAAACAAGUACUGAGUGGCCAGAUAGUGUGUUUUUUUUCUGUUUCUGUACAUGUAAUGGGACAACAAAAUUGUUAAUACUUAAGGUUCACAUAGUCAUAAGUCACCAUCAUGUUCUGUGUAUUCUCAUUUAGGUUUAGGGUUUGGGUUAUCUACCCUACCGUAAGAAGAGCCAAUGAAAGGAACAGGCCAAAAACCUGUUGCCAGGGCUAAAACUGAUGAUUCUUCCCAGAGUAAGAGGAUAAGAGGAUACAUAUGUAUUUGACACUAGUAAAAUCUGUGGUGAUCCAUUAUUACAACCUGACUUUGCUCAGCAGAAAUCUGGCCUCCUUUUUUGCACAGUUUACAUUAAUUAUUUAAAAUCGACAGCAUAGUUUUUAAAGCUGUGUUUACUUUUAAAGGGUACAUAAGGACCUUUUUAUUUUAUUGUAUUACAUAUUCCCAUGUGAUGCUACAACUGCUUACUUACGGUGUGUGUGUUGUUUUAAUUAUUAUUUUUUUUUUUUUUUACAUUUUGACCACUUUUUUACCUUAACUACACAUCCCUUACAUAAACAGUGGUAGCAACACAUGGGAACGUGUAACAUAAUAAAAUAAGGUCCUCUUGUACCCUUUAAGUGCUAUCACAUCUACAUGGGACUAUAUAUGGGGUACCUGUCUGCCAACAAAUUAUGAGAUUUUCAUUAUUGUAUUAUUUGUCUUAAGCAUUUCAAAUGCCCCACAUGCUAUAAAAUCAAUCGCAUUGACCAGUUCUGUUCACCAGUGACAAUAAGACAAUAAGACACUGUUUUUAACCAUCUCCUACCACUGUAUACAAUGACUGGGACUGAGGCCUGUCCUGUUAUUUCCUGGCCAGUUUCCUUCAUAUAGUUCUAUGCUAAUCCUCUUGUCCAUUUCUGUGCUGUGUCACAAUGAGACGCCACAAUGUGACGUUAGUCCUAUCAAUUGUUACCUAAUUCUAAACAAAUCUUCAUUUUUAAUGAUACAUUUCUGUAACUGUGAAUUAAUGAAAAUAAUUGAUACAAUUCAUAUUUAUAUAUGGAGAUAUGAAAUAUAUACUGACCAAGAUCCAGUGCUUGGCUGCUACCCAUAGUGAGAGAAGCAUAGAGUUUAAAGACUGAGUUUUGCUGUUUUUAUGUAAGAAAAAAAGAGGAUAUGAUUGUGUAAAUAUUUGUAAAACACAAGAAUACCAAGGAUGCCAGUUAUAGUUUAUUUGGUGUUUAUUCCAAUUUGUACAAGAUAAACACUAUUGUACAGAUACACAUAUAUUUUAAAGUCCAUCCUGUGAAAGACAGGACCCUGAAAAUCUUUAUAACUUGAAAAAAGCAAAACAUUGGACUCCCUGAAAGUGCAAAAAUGAACGUUAAAUGCAAAAGUAAUUAAAUUUGCACUCUAAAAAAAUGCUGUAGUAAUGCCAUAUUGUUUGAUUUACUAAUUUAGGUGAAAUACAUUCAUGAGGUUGCUUAGGGAGAUGUUCGAUAUACAUGAAUUACUUAAAUUAGCAUUUAAGUUAAAAAAAAAAAAGAAGAAAAAAGUAGUAACAGUAAUUUUACUAAUAUGUUUAUACUGCAGUAUCACUGAUGCGUUUUGUAAGUUAGUUAUUUGUGUUGCAACAUUUUUUUAUUUCUUUUUCAUUUUCUUAACAUUGGAUAUUUUAUAGUAAUUAUGCAUCAAGUUAAAUAACUUAAGUGUGCCAAACAUUACAUUGGGGACAAACAAGGACACGUAAUGGAAGUCUGAAUGGAUCGGGACAACGUGGAAUUGCUGGCCCGUUCCCAGAAAAUAGAACAUGGAACUAGGACCCUAAGG